AUUUUUCAUUUCCCUAUUAGUUAAUUUGUUAAUUGUUGCAUUUAUCAUAAAAGUAUAAAACUAGUUAAUUGUUGCAUUUUUCAUUAAAGUAUAAAACUAGUUAAUUGUUACAUUUUCAUUUCCCUAUUAGUUAAUUUGUUAAUUGUUGCUAUAAUUUUAUUAGUCGCAUUUUAUUAUUACUAUUGUACUCAUAUUAAAACAUUUGAUAUAAUAUAAUAUUUGUUACAUUUUAAAGAUGGACCGUGGUAGACAUUCUGUAGAUAUGGGUAAUCUCCAACGCAACCGAAGGAAGGAGAUUGCGACAACUCAUCCUAGUUUACGCAAAGGCAAAGGUAAAGGGCGGGCCGGGUCUUCUUCUCAAAGUCGAGAAGAUUUUGAAACAGGAUACCAAAGGCGAGAUGGGGAUGUGAUGUCCGAUGAGCAACUACAACAACUAUUGGCGGAAAAUGAUGGUCGCUUUUUCCAUCAACAAAACAUCCCGAAGUCCAUUGACGAAGACGAGCUUGAGGAUGAGGAUGCGGAGGAGGAUGCGGGGGGCAACGACAGUCACGGCACCCCGGAUGAUGACCAAGAGUUGGAGGACGAGGGUGGUUCAUCCCAACUUGGUAAGAAAUCUAAAUCUCCUAUUAUAGAAAAUAAUUUUACAAAGAGGAAAGACAAAACAACCGAGAAACGGUACGCAAGUUGCAAUCAUUGCAAUAAGGAGAUAGCUUGGGAACUUCCGGCGGAUACGGGAGCCUCACAAGGCAUCUUAAGUCCGCGCACUUGGUGGAGUAUGCGAAAAUAUCGAAAGACAAGGGGAAGCAAACUCAAAUAUUGAGGUUUGCAAAUGACCAACCUUUUGGUAAUUUCCAAUACAAUGAUGCACAAAAUUUGACUGGUAUGGCUAACUUACUUGUUGAAAAAAAUUUGCCUUAUUUGUUUUCUGAAAGUCUUGCUUUUAAAGAUUAUGCACAAACUUGUUUAAAUCCUCAAUUUAGACUUUAUAGUCGAAAAACAGUUAAGAAAGAAAUUAUAAGGCUUUAUUGUGCUAAAAAGGAUAGGUUACAAUUUUUUUUUGCAAACUUUGAUGGUCGUGUUACUAUUUGUUCUGACAUUUGGGAGGAUACUUAUCAUAAUUUACAUAAUUUGGGUCUGAC
Molecule: messenger RNA, 1139 nt
Organism: Cuscuta epithymum
Lineage: Eukaryota; Viridiplantae; Streptophyta; Magnoliopsida; Solanales; Convolvulaceae
Source: the annotation of a GenBank genome assembly